This is a messenger RNA of Loxodonta africana (African savanna elephant), 9780 nucleotides long. RefSeq names its product transmembrane and coiled-coil domain family 3 (gene TMCC3). Gene Ontology annotation, cellular component: endomembrane system. The transcript has 4 exons. Lineage: Eukaryota; Metazoa; Chordata; Mammalia; Proboscidea; Elephantidae. Bases 93 to 1526 code for a protein of 477 amino acids. The record is from RefSeq and is a predicted model, not a curated record.
UCGGCCGCGGCUCCCGGGGCGAGUCCGAGCACGGCCGGCGGUUCGCGGCACGGUGUCCCCGGGAGACGGGAAAGUUCCAGCUCAGCGCCGCGAUGCCGGGCAGCGACACGGCGCUCACCGUGGACAGGACCUACUCGGACCCAGGCAGGCACCUCCGCUGCAAGAGCCGGGUAGAACGUCAUGACAUGAAUACCCUAAGCCUGCCCCUGAACAUACGCCGAGGGGGUUCAGACACCAACCUCAACUUUGACGUACCAGAUGGCAUCCUGGACUUUCACAAGGUCAAACUCGCUGCAGACAGCCUGAAGCAAAAAAUUUUAAAGGUAACAGAGCAGAUAAAAAUCGAGCAAACCUCUCGCGAUGGGAAUGUUGCAGAGUAUCUGAAACUAGUUAACAGUGCAGACAAGCAGCAGGCUGGACGUAUCAAACAGGUUUUUGAGAAGAAGAAUCAGAAAUCAGCACACUCCAUUGCCCAGCUGCAGAAGAAGUUAGAGCAAUAUCACAGAAAGCUCAGGGAGAUCGAACAAAAUGGAGCCUCCAGAAGCUCAAAGGACAUUUCCAAAGACAACCUGAAGGACAUGCAGCCCUCUCUGAAAGAUGCCCACAUGAAAUCUCGAACUGCUCCCCACAGCAUGGAGAGUAGUAAGUCGGGCAUGCCAGGGGUAUCCCUCACUCCACCUGUGUUUGUUUUCAAUAAAUCCAGAGAGUUUGCCAACUUGAUCCGGAAUAAGUUUGGCAGCGCUGACAACAUCGCUCACUUGAAAAACUCCUUAGAGGAGUUUAGGCCCGAGGCAAGUGCAAGGGCCUACGGGGGCAGCGCCACCAUUGUGAACAAACCCAAAUAUGGCAGCGAUGACGAGUGUUCAAGCGGCACGUCAGGCUCUGCUGACAGUAAUGGGAACCAGUCCUUUGGGGCUGGCGGGGCCAGCAUGCUGGACAGCCAGGGGAAACUCACCAUGAUCCUGGAGGAACUGAGGGAGAUCAAGGACACCCAGGCACAGCUGGCCGAGGACAUCGAGGCACUGAAGGUGCAGUUUAAGAGAGAAUACGGUUUUAUUUCCCAGACCCUGCAAGAGGAGAGAUACAGGUACGAACGACUGGAAGACCAGCUCCAUGACCUAACGGAGCUGCAUCAACACGAGACAGCCAACCUGAAACAGGAGCUGGCCAGCAUCGAGGAGAAGGUGGCCUAUCAAGCCUACGAACGGUCGAGGGACAUCCAGGAAGCCUUGGAAUCCUGCCAGACUCGCAUUUCCAAGCUGGAGCUCCACCAGCAGGAGCAGCAGGCCCUGCAGACAGACACCGUGAAUGCCAAAGUUCUCCUGGGGAAGUGCAUAAAUGUGAUCCUGGCCUUCAUGACUGUUAUCUUAGUGUGUGUGUCGACCAUCGCAAAGUUUGUCUCACCCAUGAUGAAGAGCCGCUUCCACAUUCUUGGCACCUUCUUUGCUGUGACUCUUCUUGCAAUAUUUUGUAAAAACUGGGACCCUAUUUUGUGUGCCAUAGAAAGGAUAAUAAUACCAAGAUGAAGCCACUGGGUCUUGUCUCCAAGUUCUUUCAAGUUUUUAUUUUAGAGAAAACUUUGUGCAUACUACCAAAUUUUAAAAUAAACGGUUGUGCCGACUGAAGAUUACAAGAAGUACUGGGGCUGUGUGGUGUAUAUAACUAUUAUUAUCUAACUCAGUAGCAGCUGCCAGUUCAUUUCCUGUACUUGGUUAAUGUGAAUCUGUUCCUGAGUUCUCUCCACAUUGCUCACUGCCUUAAUCAGACCAGAUUUCCUGCUUACCUGACUAGCCUAGCAUGGUAAACCUCUGUUCCUGAGCAAUUGGCACAAUUAGUGACACAGAAGAAAAGAGAUUUUAAAUCUCUCUCUCAAAUCUCUGCCAAAAUUUAACUUCACUAUUGCUAAUCAAUGUAUUUUCCCUGAGUCCUGUAAACAGCAAGCACGUGGCAUGACUUGGGAAAAUGAAGAAACACAGGAGUUGGCAAUGUUGAACACUUGUGGCCUAUUAAAGUACAGUAAAUCCCUGUAUAAUCCAUCCCACUUGUCCACAGAUGACUGUAGAUCCUAUUAUCUACCCAGUGUCCACAGUGGUCAAUUGUGUGUGACUCUUUAUAACAUGGAAAUCUUACAACACACCUGUUUAUCCAACUGGGCUUCUGCUGCUUAAAAUGGCAAGACACAGGAAUUUAUGAAUGGAGCUCCCCCCUUUCUAUACCCAGGAAACCGCACACCUGACUUUAUCGUAACUGGCUAGUGAAUGUCCCACCUCCGAAGCAUGCCAAAAUGCUGCUAAAUCCCUCCUAAAACCAUGGCUUUAACAUUAAUUUUGAGUUCUGUAAACACUACUCCAGAGGUUUGUGUUUUGGAAAACCUUAAUUGCGAUAAAUCCCCCUUGAGGAUGUGAUUCACUCUGUGUGAUUCACUUAUUCACAGGUCUGUGAGGAAUUGCAAAACUUACUCCAGUAAGUGAAAGCAAAUGAUGUCCCUGGUUUGUGUUGUUUUGUUUUUCGACAAGAACAUCAAAAUCAUAGUUCAUAAAGCUUAAAGUGCACUGAGGUAGUCAAUACUGGAAGCAUGAGGAAGAUAUGACUUCUGGCCCAAUUGGAUGGUGGCUAGAUUAGUGGGAGUCAUUCACCUGGAGGAAGGUAGAGAGGACCCUCUUAGGAAAGUGAAAGACCAGCAAGAAUAAACUAAACCUAGUGUUUGAGCCAAGGCUGCCCUCUGUCUCGUAGGAUCUGACUGAAAAUAAGUUCUGAGGUAAUAGGAUGGCCACACUUGUGCUGAGGUGAAGGCAUCCAAAAGUUAACAUCUUUGGCCUCUUUUGGGAAUGCCAGUCACUGUCUUCAUCUCGGAAGACACUUUCCUUUAAAUAUGUUUCUCUGCGUCCAUAACAAACAACAAAAAAAGGGAAGAUAUAGAAGAUUCAGUGGAAGCUGCGCUGUUCAGUCCCUCCUCUUACCACUCCUCUGUUCUCUGAAGGCAUACAGAGGCACGUUAGAGUACGUUUUCUUCCAGAAAACAUCAAGUUACCCAGAUUUAAGUUAAGUGCAAUAUUUUACCAACGGCUGCUCUUAAGGAAAUCUCCUGAAAAAACUGUGACAGAGUGUGCCCUAAUUUGAGAGAAUAGACGGGCUUAGCAAUUAAUACAAACUGGGUAUGCCUGAGAUUCCUACAGCUCAAGCUUUCUUUUUUUUAAGUGUACAAUCUAGUGGUUUUUAAUAUAUUCACAAACUUGUGCACCUAUCACCACUAUUUCAUUCCCCAUUCAAGCUUUUUAAAACAGUAAACGUAAUUUCCAUGAAAUCUUUGGUUAUAAAUUACUUUUGCUUCAGGGAAGAGAGAGUUAGUAGUCCCACCACCAUCUCAUGGCUGUGACCCCUUUCCUUGUCAGAACGCCUGCUUAGCCACCCAGUUUGGCUAUAGGCAUGCUGUGACCCAUCACACCUGCACACUGAUAGGGAAAGAGAAGAAAGGUAUGCUUCCAUUGGCCAGUGUCCCCCUUCACCUGGGGACAUCAGUCUCCAUGUGGACUCAGGACUGGGUGUAACUUAAUCAAGCUGGAUCCUGGGUGGGCUCCUUUUAAUAUCUGCAAAUCUUUCUGAGAGACACUUUAGACAUGCCAGGGUUGGGUGUGGGUGUAGAGUCUGCUGUUAGUUUAGAAAGAGUGAGUGAGGCUCUGUGAGAAUCCAAAAGGACGUGGGCUUCAUUCUCAUGUCACCACACUCCACCCGGUCGCUCAGUCUAGCAAGUGCUUGUAUUGGCACUUCUCAGGUCUGUGAUCAGUGUGUCUUCUCUCCACUGAGAGAAGUAGAGAAGAGAUGGAAAGCAGCACACGAUGCCCUCCCCAAUCUGGAGCUGUUAACAGAAUCUGGUAGAAAUUGGCUCUGUUUUAACCUGAAAUACUAUAAGGUCUAAGGCAUCCCACUUAAUCGUGGACUCCUUUUUAAAACUUCUUAUUUUCGGUGACUCUCAUUAGAUGUCAAAUAACCAUAUUUUCGUUUGGGUGUGCUCAACCUACACAGCAUAUUUCUUUUAUUAGAGUAUUACUGAAAGUACAUGAAGCUUUUUAAUGAGAUGAUAUAUUCUCUAAGGUAGCUAUAUCUUUUAUUCGUCACAGUUUAUUCUCUUCAGGAGAUUAAAUAAAAGCUGCAAUUUAAAAAUAAUGGUAUAGCUGUGACAUAUUCUGAAACUGGAUAUUUAUAUUUAAAUCAACUAAUCUUGUCCCACCCUUUCAUUUGUACUAAACAUUAGUGCAUUCCUAAAGGUGAAAACUAGUUGUAUGAGUUUCCUAGGGCUGCCAUAACAAAAUAUCACUAACCAGGUGGCUGAAAGCAGAAAUUUAUUGUCUAAUGUUUCUAGAAGCUAUUGUCGUUAGGUGCCAUCAAGUUGAUUCUAACUCACAGCAAGCCAGUGUACAACAGAACAAAAUGCUACCCGGUCCUGUGCCAUCCUCACAGUCGUUAUGUUUGAGCCCAUUGUUGCAGUCACAGUGUCAAUCCAUGUCAUUCUGAGGGUCUUCCUCUUUUUUCGCCGACCCUCUACUUUAUGAAGCAUGAUGUCCUUCACCAGGGACUGGUCCCACCUGAUAACAUCUCCAAGAGCCUAGAAGUCCAAAAUCAAGGUGUCAGCAAGGCCAUGCUCUCUCAGAAAGCUCUAGGGGAGAGCUCUUGUCUCUUCCAGCUUCUGGUUGCCCCAGGCAUUCUUGGCUUGUGGAAAAAAAUGUAACUCUAAUCUCUGCCUUCUUCACGUGGUUGUUUUCCCUCUGUAUCUCUACGUCUGUGUCUCCUGUUCUUAUGAAGACACCAGUUAUACUGGUUUGGGGCUCACCCUACUCCAGUAUGACGUCGUGUUAAGGAAUUACGUGUCCACAGACGCUUCUUCCAAGUAAGGUCACAUCCACAGGUACCAGGGACACAGUUCAACCCAUAACAGGUUAGCACCUGGUCACUCAGUGAACAUUACAGAGGGAUUUAAGAUGUUGGUCGUUGAAUUCCUGUACUAGGUUUUUUGGUGACAUAUUAUUUUCGUGAUCAGCAGGAUAAUGAUAGUUCCUGAGGAUAAAACAAAAACCUAAAAAUACUCUCCUGUGGGUUUUGAAUUGGUUAUUUCAACUUGUAUUUUGAGUAUGAUUAAGCCAGCACAAAACAAUCCCCCCCCCCCCAGAAAAACCCACAAUGAAGUAGUAACUCAAGCACUUUAUUGCUGAUUUUGAACAGUGAAAGUAGAGUUUCAAGAUCCUGACCUGGAACUUUGGUGGUUUUGCAUACUUGAUCGCCGAGACCUAUUGAAAGGCUGUAAUCUGAAAUGCUCCUCUCUUCAUUUCAGCCCAGGAUUCUAUUGUCCCACUCUGUCGGCAUUCAUGUGAUUUUAGCCCGUCUCGUCUCCUGCUUUGUCACUUUGGUUUUCACUUAAAUAUUGCCCUCAACUACCUUGUUUACUGCCCUGCCAUUUCUCCAGCAUGUCAACUUUAAUUAUUGGUUCGAUAACAGUAACUAGAACUAGCUUCCCUUGGGCAAAGAAUUACUUUUGUCCUUUUUGACUUGGUUUAAAAAACCAAAUUAUUUUGCAUUGAAUGGGGACUUUUUUUUUUUUUUAAAUUGAAUCCAAAUAUAGUUGGUUUGGAAAAACAUUUAAACAUACUUAUUAAGAUGAACAUGUGUGAUUGAACAACUAUUUUGCAUGUAUCUGUCAUUUCAGGGAGCUGAGCUAGCAGUAGGAAGAAAUGACAUUAUUUAAAAUUCAAGGCUUUAUCUAGAAAGAGGUGUUUCCAGUAGGAGUUUAGCACACGUGCUAAGGAAGGAAUUGGUCCAAAGAUAAAUCACUUUGAAAAAAAUACAUCCGAACCUGUGAAGAAGCUUAAAAAAAAAAGUCGCAGUUCACAAGAGCUUGGUAACCCAUAAGAUAUAAAAUCAACACUACAGUUUUUGUUUUAAGUCAGUACAAUUCUCUCUGUUAUAAGAAGCUCGAAAGUAACGUACCUUGAUUGUUUCAGGAAUGAUUAUGUGUUGCAAUUUUAAUUUAUUUAAAGCGUGUCUGCUGUGUUUGUCCUAAGAGAAAUGUUUCAACGAAAUGGGCUCUGUGUUUAAGAAUAUGUUUAGGCAGUAGUUAGAGCGACUCUGAGUAGACACUGGAAAUGUUCAUUGUGAUGUCUGUGAAGUCUAUUGCAGAAUUCCCAUUUUGUGGCACACUAUAUAAUUUCAUGUCAGCCUAAUGUUGUAAAUUCCCUGUUGAUCUUCACCCGAUUGUGGUGUUACCGAUGAAUUCAAAGCAGGUGCCAUUAUUUUUUUAAAUAAACACUUGAUGUUAGCUUUGGUGUUAAAUAAAGAGUUAGAUUUCUUAAAUUUUCACGUUUGUCAGAGUGUAUCUCAGUAGUAGGUAUGCGUGUUUAAUCAAUUUUUUAAACUAAUUUAAGUCUUCUAUGUCAUAGAAAGUUGGCAAUGUAUGGUCCCUCCCAGGGGAAGUAUGGUAGGAUGUUGAGGAAAAAGGAAGAGUCAUCAUCGGCUGGAGAAUCAAAAAGACAAGGACAAAUAGGGCAAUACUGAAACUGAUGUGUACACGCCCAGGUAGGUAGUUGAAAGUAAGAGACACCUCUGACUUAAGCGGACUCUUUAAUGGGAUUUCUCUCAAUUGUAUGGUGUUUUGGGGUUUACAUAGCACUUUAUGUCAUAGUGUGUUAAUUCAUCUGAAUGUCUUAUGAUAUGGGUGCCAUCAUCUCCAUGAUAUGGAUGAAAUCAAAGCUCAGACACAUGACCUUUUCUGAAGGCCAUAACCAGUGAAGGAGGAAUUCAGGACUAUCUCUUUGUCUUUCCUUUUCGUGAUCCAGCCUUUUUAGCCCUCUGCUUCCAGUCGACUUGGUGUCUUGAGCAAUUUUCUCCAUUGGUCCUCCAGCACCCAGCCUGUAUGAACAAAAUAACAACAGUGCUUCGAUGAUAGAAAAAUUCUUAGAGACAAAAGCCCUUUUCCUGCUCUGGAAAACAGAGCAUAUUUGAAUCUUUGGAAAUCUUGUAGGUCUUGACUUAUUUUGCAUGCUUGUCAUUUGAUGCUCUGGAGGGGUAAAUAUGGAAGUGAUUGAGUUAAGUAUGUGUCCAGCCCAGCAUAUUCCAAAUGUUGCUCUUGGGAAAACACCUUACUGAGUGUUAUCUUUCCCUGAAAAAAAAGAGACAAAGCUUGAUUACUUGGGUUUUAGCUAAUAAUGAAGAUAUUGCUAUAGAAUAAAGCAAUGCAUUCCAAUUCCGAAUAAUGUAUGGGCCCCUAAUACAAGAGAAAGAAAGAAAUUAUUUUGAACACAUGAGAAUGUUGAUAGUCACAACUUGAGAAAGUGGGUUAAAGUUAAUUGUGUUUUAUAACAGCUUCGCUAUAAGUUGGAAUCGACUCGAGGGCACUGGGUUACUUAGUUUGCAGUCAUAAGGUUGCAGAUUAUAUGCCCACUCACACAUGGAGUGACUUUCUAGUAGGUAUGACUGUGAGACGUAGAAAUUUAUAGGACACACAAGGACCAUGGUGAUACCAAACAGCACGUUUCUGGGCAUUCAGAUAUAUGGGAUGGCAGUUAACAUCUCUUUGACCAUUUACUGUAUGCCAGGCACAGUGCCAAGUGCUUUACACACAUUAUCAAAAGUAAUCAUCCCAACAACCAAAUAAGACAGGCACUAUUACCCCUGAUAAACAGAUGAGGAAACUGAGGUUCUGAGUGAUUGAAUAACUAGCAACAACACACUGCAGGUAAUAGUGGAGCUAUAUUUUUCACAUCAAGUUUGUGUGACUCUGGAGACUACACUACUAACCACUACCCUGCGCUGUAACAAGGAAUUGAGCCAUUGGCUUCUAGUCAUUCAGCAGCUCCCCAGCACCUGCAAGGUAGAUGAAUGUCUUCUGGAAUCAAAGAUGAACGCUUUUAAUCCUAAAAUUGGAUUGCAAUACUGUGGUUGUAAAUGGCACAGCCAAGGUUUAUACUUUCACACCAUUGGCCAUGCUAUGAUGAGGGCAGAGAUACCUGAAGCCAACAUUCUAAAUCUUUGAAGAGCCAUGGGCUGGUGGAUUUAUGGAUGAAGAGAAAUGGGAAGCAAUUAAUUAAAAAAAACUUUUAUACCCUGCCUGGCUUCCUGAGAUUCUUGGGUGUAUAAUUGGCAGUUGGCUUGGCGGAGUAUCAGUUUUCUUGCUUAGCUCUGGGAUGGUGUAGUCUUUGGGGGCUUCUGCUCUAUGCUAUAUGACAUCUGCUACCAUUUUUUUUUUACCAUCUGUGGUGGCUACCUAUGAAAUUUCUCUCCUUGCUAAGCCAGCCAAAAUGUCUCCCCUGCCAAGCCUUCAAUUUGACGAAGCAGUUAACAGGAGUGAUCGUCAGCCACGUUAGCAGCUGUUUUGUUGGUGGUUACUCUGCCCUGGCUCAGGCUUGGGGAAUUGGAUUUUCCUUCUUUUUUUUUUUUUCUUCUGUUCCACUUAAAAAUAAGCUACUGAGUAGUAAAAAGAAAGCAAGCCAUUCAUUGAUCUGUACUAGCAUUUAGGGUCUCCACUUGCCAAAGAAAUUCUCAGAGGCCUGGAUUCUUCUCUGACUUUUGAACUGUCCACAUUACAAGUAAUGGUGCCAUUCAAGCCUUCCGCUAGGCGUUUGUUCCCCAUGUAUUUUGACUGCUACUCUCUCAUCAUACUUCCCUUAUGGUUUGAAGCCCAGGCUCUAUGGUUCCAUGAAAUAGUGAGCUGUAAGACAGAUACCAAAGGGGCAGUGGUGGUUCAGUGGUAGAAUUCUCUCACCUUCAUGUGAGACAUCAGGUUUGAUUCCCAGCCAAGGCACCUCAUCCACAGCCCCCGCCUGUCUGUCACUGGAGGCCUGCAAGUUGCUAUAAUGCAGAAAAAGUAUCAGCAGAGCUUCCAAAUUAAGUAGAAUUAGUAGGAUUAGGACUAAGAAGAAAGGCCUGGUGAUCUAUUUCUGAAAAUAGGCCAGUGAAAACCCCAUGGAUCACAGUGGUCUGAUCUGCAACCAGUCAUGGUCAUGGCACAGGACAAUGUUUCAGUCUGUUGUGCAUGGGGUUGUCAUGAGCCUGGAGUUGACUCCACAGCAGCUAACAAUAGCAACAAGACAGACCCCCAAAUUUAGUCUACUGGUAGGACAUAUAUAGCCUCACAGACAGUGGUUCAAGCUAGCAGAGACUCAAACACAGGCAUGGACUCACAGAGAUGUGGCCAGAAUGUUUCAAGAUGCCUUCCUGUUGUUAUGUGUAAGUUUUCCCCGUCAAUAAAAAGCCAUCACCUAAGAAACAAUGAAAGCAAUGUAUGAAGUUGGAAUGUAAGAGGCCCAUUCAACCUUUCAACUUUUUAUCCUCAAAGAAAAAUCUGGAAGGACACAAUGAGGCUGAUGGCUGGUGGUUGGCUUUCUUGGCAAACUAGAGUCUGGAUAGCAGUGUGUGCUUGCCCUGUUGGAGUGAGAGGUCCUGACUGACCAGCUGCGAUGCGUCUUCCGGGUAUCCGCUUCACAGAGCUUGUUCCUGGGCUCCCGGUAGAGUACCUAACUCCACUCAAACUCCUAGCCAAAUUGGGGAUGUUUGAUUGGCUUCCUCAGUAGACUGUACCUACUAGGGACAGACUCAGGUACCUAGCUGGUCAGAGCAUUUCAGCUCCUUGGUAGCUACAGGCAGUCACUGGAUUACAAUUUCCUUUCCUAAGUCUGUCUUUGAGUCGAAUUUGUACAUAAGAAUAUUUGGGUAUGGUUCUUACCUAACACCAGUUAGUCAAACAUUUGUAUUAGUAUAUAGUAUACAGUGUACUUUUCAAUGCAUAAAAAACAU